GUCUCUCCGCAAACAUGGCGGAGGUCAGGCAGGGGUUUGGAAGAGGCGUACACCACUUUUCACACAAAAUAUACAACCGCUACCUCCAGGAGAGCCGGACUAAACACGUGAAAAGUUCGGUACCGGCUUCUUCUCUGUCGGCGACGUGUCUGCUGGGCGACUUUCUAACCGACGGACUGUGCGAAGCUGGAAAAGCGGCGGAAGAAGUGACCGUUGGAACUCCACGGGGCAGUUACACAAGGGUAAUAAAACCGCACCUCGGUGCCGGGGAGGGAACCAGAAAUGAAAACUGCUGCUACCUGGACCUGAAACAAUGUUCACCUUCUAGCUGUACGCGGGUACCAGUCACAGGACGUAAUGCCCCUCGGUACCGGAGCGAUGCGAAGUUUUGGAGCUCCAUCUCCAGUCAGCAGAGCGCCGGUAGUUUGUAUUGCGGACAGCUUCUGUUUAUCAGAGCUUACAGUGGCAACGACACCAGAACCGAGCCUCUGUACAAAAGCAAAACGGCCUACUAUGAGAUCCUGGAGGUGUCACCCAGCGCCACCCAGGCCCAGAUCAAAACGGCCUACUACAAGCAGUCCUUCGUCUACCACCCGGACAGGAACGCCGGAAACGACGAGGCCAGCGUCCGGUUCUCCGAGGUCAGCGAGGCCUACACGGUGCUGGGGAACAAGGGGCUCCGCAAGAAGUACGACCGGGGACUGUUGAGUUCCACCGACAUCACCGGGAUAACCAGGCCCUCUGCCAAGGACCCGUCCGGGGGCUCCGGGACGCAGCACGCCGAGAGCAGGAGGUCUGCGGCGGGCACCGUCACCCAGCGGGACGUGUUCGACUUCGACAACUUCUUCAAGGCCCACUACAACGAGCAGCUGCAGAAGCAGAGAGAAACCCGAGCCCGACAGGAGGAGAUGGAGAAGAGGAAGGAGGACAGCGGACACGGGUUCACGGAGAGGUUGAUGGAGGUGGGAGCCGUGCUGCUGGUGGUGGCGACCUUUGGGAUCAUAGUGAGCUUCAGAUAGGGAUGGAGGAGAAGAGCUGGAGGAUGUGGUGGUACUGAACACUGACACGAAUCUGCUGUGGGUCCUUUGAUCUUUCACCUCCUUCCACAAGGAUUAAAACGCUGCAUAUAGAGCUGUAAUAAUCAUCCAGUCACUUCAUUAGUAAAUUGGUACGUUCAAAAACAAAUGCAGGUGGAGGAUAAGUUGAUGUGUGAAUCAUAUAUAAUGCAGAGAAGCAAUCUGAAGAUGUCGCCUCCAGUUUUAGUUAACAGCCGUUUCUGUCUGUUCUCUGGCAGGAAAGUAAUUGUUAAAGCCCUCAAUGUGCUUAUGAGCAAACCAAAGGGAAACAACAUCAUCAUGCUCUUCGUGAAAACACUACUCAUAUGUUUGUUGAAAUAAACAUUCACUCUAUCUCACAUUUUUCGGUUCAGCCUGCUGGUCCGGCCUCUUUCACUCGUCUCUGUAACCUGUAACUCCACUGUGCCAACAUGUUGUCAUGUCAUGCUGACAGAGGACGCUUCAGUGGUUGGUUUACAACCGUUUAGUACCUCAGCUCAACUCGUUUGACUGUAAAAUCCUCUCUCAUGCAGAUUGUAUUGUUUUAAACGGUAAAGGAAGUUUUAAUGAUGGUUUAACGUAUUGCUAUUUAUGAAAUAUUUAUGGCAAUGUAAGUCAGGGAGGAGUCAUGUCUUGAAACCGGGGGCAUUGUGAGAACUGAAAUUCUGUGCUCUUUUAAAGAAUGUGACUUAAAUUAUAUUUAUUGUAAUAAAUAAAUCACUGCUUAUAUUGAGCAGAUGUAUAUCAAAUAAAUGACUUCUAAGAGGUGCUUGUCAGAGCACAGCGAAACAAA
Messenger RNA from Stegastes partitus (bicolor damselfish), 1848 nucleotides. RefSeq names its product dnaJ homolog subfamily C member 30. The record is from RefSeq and is a predicted model, not a curated record. Bases 15 to 1019 code for a protein of 334 amino acids. NCBI's taxonomy places the organism in Eukaryota, Metazoa, Chordata, Actinopteri, Pomacentridae. The transcript has a single exon.